Meriones unguiculatus (Mongolian gerbil) is the source of this 2861-nucleotide messenger RNA. RefSeq names its product coproporphyrinogen oxidase (gene Cpox). Gene Ontology annotation, molecular function: coproporphyrinogen oxidase activity. The transcript is spliced from 7 exons. Bases 135 to 1466 code for a protein of 443 amino acids. The record is from RefSeq and is a predicted model, not a curated record. Gene Ontology annotation, cellular component: mitochondrial intermembrane space; cytoplasm. NCBI's taxonomy places the organism in Eukaryota, Metazoa, Chordata, Mammalia, Rodentia, Muridae.
CCAGCAUCCUCGGUUCCCGUCUGCCUCCUGCGGCCCACACCAGCAGCGGCUCUUCCAGGCUUCUGGGUUUCAGUUCCAGCCAGUCUCGGUCUCCAGACCCCCGGGACUCCGGCGCUGCCCAGUCCCGGCCAGAGAUGGCCUUGCGGCUGGGCUGGCUGGGCGCGAGGCCCUGCUGGCACGUAGUGCGGGGCGAUUAUGGACAGCUGCACGCCUGGUGCCCGCGCGGCGCAUCCGCGCGCAGCUGCCCACUGCCUGGCACCGCUGGUCCCCAGCCUCGCCGCGGGCUGGGCCAUGGCCCCUGGGCUGGAGGCGGGUCCCGGCUGGGGACCGGUCUGGCCGCGGCGCUGGCGGGGUUGGCAGGGCUGGCAGCCGCCGCCUUCGGGCACGUUCAGCGGGCAGAGAUGGUGCCCAAGAGCUCAGGGGUGCGAAGCCCCUCACCUGGACGGCGGGAUGGGGACGAUGACGAGCUGGCCCGCCGCUGCAGCACCUUCAUGACCUCGCCGGUGACCGAUGUGCGUGAGCUGCGGAAGAGGCCGGAGGACAUGAAGACCAAAAUGGAGCUGAUGAUUAUGGAGACCCAGGCCCAGGUGUGUCGGGCGCUGGCACAGGUAGAUGGAGUCGCCGACUUUUCUGUGGACCGCUGGGAGAGGAAGGAAGGAGGUGGUGGCAUCACCUGUGUCCUUCAGGAUGGCCGUGUGUUUGAGAAGGCAGGGGUGAGCAUCUCCGUCGUUCAUGGGAAUCUUUCUGAUGAAGCAGCCAGCCAAAUGACAGCCAGGGGGAAAGCUCUGAAGAGGAAAGAUGGUAAAUUGCCAUUUACUGCUAUGGGUGUGAGCUCUGUGAUUCACCCCAAGAAUCCUUAUGCACCCACUAUGCAUUUCAACUACAGAUACUUUGAAGUAGAAGAAGCUGAUGGUAACACACACUGGUGGUUUGGGGGUGGAUGUGACCUCACCCCAACAUACUUGAACAAGGAGGAUGCUGUCCAUUUCCAUCGCACUCUAAAGGAAGCUUGCGAUCAACAUGGGCCAGACAUCUACCCCAAGUUUAAAAAAUGGUGCGAUGACUACUUCUUUAUAGUGCACCGUGGAGAGCGGAGGGGCAUCGGAGGCAUCUUCUUCGAUGAUCUCAACUCUCCAUCCAAGGAGGAGGCAUUCGGCUUGGUUAAGUCGUGCGCGGAAGCGGUGGUUCCUUCCUACGUCCCCAUUGUGGAAAAGCACUGCGAUGACUCAUUCACCCCCCAGGAUAAGCUGUGGCAGCAGCUGAGGAGAGGGCGGUAUGUGGAGUUUAAUCUGGUGUAUGAUCGGGGAACCAAGUUUGGCCUCUUUACUCCGGGAUCCAGGAUUGAAAGCAUCUUGAUGUCUUUACCUCUAACAGCCCGAUGGGAGUACAUGCAUUCACCCCCGAAGAACUCCAAAGAAGCUGAAAUUCUGGAAGUAUUACGCCAUCCGAAGGACUGGGUGCAUUGAUGCGGCAGAGCGCCGUGGCAGGCCGUGGUGGACACAGGUGUGGUCUCCCUGCACUGUUACCGUGUGUGGCAGGCAGGCCCGUGUGCCUUAUUGCUCCAGCCUUCUCUGCUCUGGGCACCACUCUGUGGCAGCUGUUCACGAGCCUUUCCAGUGCUAUGGGGUGAGGUGGCAGUGAUGGGUGGGGAUGUAGAAAAAGUCAGAUUUGUUGGAUGUAAAAUCCAUUUGUACUUUUUAGAAUCAUUCUCUAUGACCAUUUAAUUUGACAUUGGGUUUCCAGGUCUUAAGAUAAGGGAAUGUAAGUACUGUGAAAAUGUACCAGGAAACUCUUCAUUUUAUUUGUUGCUUGAAGUUUCAGUUUUUUGCCACAGUCGUUUUUUUUCUAGGGAUACAUUUUAUCUUCAUUAGUUUAGUCAGGUUGACCUUCUUGGUAACUUCAGAAUGCAAUUUGAAACCAGGUGUCUGUGGUGCACGCCUUUAACCCCAGCACUUGGGAGGCAGAGGCAGGUGGAUCUCUGUGAGUUAGAGACCGUUACUAGAGUGAGUUCUAGUAUGGCCAGGGCUACACAGAGAUACACUGUCUUGAAAAACCAUAAAGCCAGGAAACCAAAAACCCAAAACAACAAAUCAAAAAACAACAAAAAAGACAAAAGAAAAAAAGACAGAAUUUGAAGGAAUAUUUUUCUUUGUUAUUUUUGAAAUUUUUUAAUGUAAUUUUCAUGUAUCUUUUUCUAUAGACCAGAAUAUUAUAGAAAUACUCAUUUUUAUAAAGAUAGAUAUUUAGGAGUUCUGGAAAUUUCCUUAAGUCAGUUCCUGUAUUAUAUAAUGAUGACCUAUAGUUUACAACUGUAAAUGGCAUUAUUAUUAUUAUUUAAAUAAGGGACAUCUAAAUGGUGAGCUUUUGUGGGGUCAUAAUUUGCUGACAUUGUGAUUCUAUGGAUUUUUGAAAGCAAAAGCUUAUAUCCCUGGAUUCUGAUACUUACAAGAAGUUUUAUAUUUCAGACAUUUAGAUAUGUUAGUUUAGACUAAGAACAAAUGAAAAACAUUUUUCAUCUUUAAUUAAAACAAAUGGAGCUAGUCUAACAUGUGGGCAUUUUAUGUAUUUUUAAAAAAUAGACAAAUAGAAAUUGUUCUAGUUUUCAAAUUAGAGAUUCCUCCACUUUUAUCUUUUAUUUUAAAAGUCACAGCAGAUUGCUUAGUGCAUGGUUUAUCUGUUGAAAUAGUAAUAUGACUGCACUAUUUGUAAGGAACAGUGCCUCAUACAUAUUUAAAUAUCCUAAAUAUGUUCAAUGUAUGUGAUUGUUAUUUGGCUCUUUAGGGUGAGAAAAUCUACAAGUUCUUCUACAUGUCUUAUAUAAAUCCAGCUAAUAAAUUUUAUUUUAAAAUAAGACAAGUAAA